CGAACAACGCCUCCUUUGUUUGAUUUGCAUCGACUCUCCCAAGUAUCGUCCUAUAAAUAUUCCUCCCUCCCAUGGCAUCUCCCUAUCCGUUCUUUCUAAUCGGCUGGCGGAUUCCAACCUAAGCGUUUCCAUUUCCCCCUCUUUCCUAGGGUUUGAAUUUUCAAGGGCUUUUCGAGAUUUCUACUAAAUGGCGCUCCGAUUCCAUUUUCCCUUCUCUUCUUCGUCUCCUGCAAUCAAUCAUCCCCAUAUUCCCGCUAAAUCCCAUCGAUUUCUUCCGUUCAUUGCGAAUUCAAGCCCUUCUCCUUCGUCAUGCCUCCAAUUCCACCAUCAAUUUCCAGGUCGUAAGGUCGAGUUUGCGAGAAAUACGAGAUAUGCUUUGGCAAGGAUCGUUUGCUCUGUGGCGACAACCGGAGAAAUAAUCGAGACUUCGGAGACAGUGAAAGAGAGGAGUGUCUCGGUCGUUCUAUUGGCAGGAGGGAAGGGAAAACGGAUGGGGGGAAGUAUGCCAAAGCAGUAUCUUCCACUUCUAGGCCAGCCAAUUGCUUUAUAUAGUUUCUACACUUUCUGUCGCAUGGUUCAAGUGAAAGAAAUCAUUGUAGUAUGCGAUCCAUCAUACAGGGAAAUAUUUAAAGAUGCUAGUGAGAAGAUCCAUGUAAAUCUCAAAUUUGCCCUGCCUGGGAAGGAAAGGCAAGACUCUGUUUUCAAUGGUUUUCAGGAAAUAGAUGGAAGCUCAGAACUCGUUUGCAUUCAUGAUUCAGCAAGGCCUCUGGUGUUGCCUGGACAUGUCGAAAAGGUUCUUAAAGAUGCUUGGCUGAAUGGGGCAGCUGUGCUUGGUGUUCCUGUUAAAGCGACAAUCAAAGAGGCAAAUACUGAAUCUUAUGUAGUAAAAACACUAAACCGGAAAUCGCUUUGGGAAAUGCAAACUCCUCAGGUUAUCAAGCCUGAGUUGCUUAGAAAUGGUUUUGAGCUUGUCUACAGUCUAGGACUUGAAGUCACCGACGAUGUAUCCAUUGUGGAGCACCUCAAGCAUCCUGUUUUCAUCACCGAAGGAUCUUACACAAACAUCAAGGUUACAACCCCCGAUGAUUUGAUACUUGCAGAGAGGAUACUGAACAUUGAUGCAAACUGCAGAAUAGCGGUCUGCGCACAGUAAUUCUUGUAAAUUCAUUGUUAGUUUGGUAAGGAAAAGCAAAGGGAGACCUCUAUAAGUCGGAUAGCAUUAAAGCUCUCCGAGAUGGCCGUUCCUAUAUAUGGUGUAGAAAUGUUGGAUUGGAUGAAAGAUGCCCGAGAUGGCCAUUGCCAUAUUUGAGAAAGAAAAGUUAAAUUUCUUUUUUUCCGCUGGCUAGGUGACCGGGAAAACACUGAACAGUGUUGUAGCUUAUCUCCAUCAACAGUUUAAUUCCUGUCCAAUUUAAUCAAUUUAACUAUA
Magnolia sinica is the source of this 1429-nucleotide messenger RNA. RefSeq names its product 2-C-methyl-D-erythritol 4-phosphate cytidylyltransferase, chloroplastic. Bases 188 to 1153 code for a protein of 321 amino acids. The record is from RefSeq and is a predicted model, not a curated record. Gene Ontology annotation, molecular function: 2-C-methyl-D-erythritol 4-phosphate cytidylyltransferase activity. Gene Ontology annotation, biological process: isoprenoid biosynthetic process. NCBI's taxonomy places the organism in Eukaryota, Viridiplantae, Streptophyta, Magnoliopsida, Magnoliales, Magnoliaceae. The transcript has 12 exons.